Molecule: messenger RNA, 1580 nt
Organism: Trematosphaeria pertusa
Lineage: Eukaryota; Fungi; Ascomycota; Dothideomycetes; Pleosporales; Trematosphaeriaceae
Exons: 4
Coding region: 162-1289 (375 amino acids)
Source: RefSeq, a predicted model, not a curated record
CUCCCCGACUGCAGGGUGAGCUGUUCAGCGCGUCUUGGCCUCCCACCCUCGCAGACCAAUCAAGGCCAACUUCGUAUUUUGAGCCUCAUCCCGCCCAGCUGAGGGCGAACCCAUUUAAAACAAAGCAUGGGUGCUUGCGAACCGGGCAUCCGUGCGUUCAAAUGGUCUUUACGAAGUGGGAAUUUGACAAGGCUCGUAACGAGCAUUACUGGGUCGAUAACGAGGAGCAAUGCUACAUCUACGAGAGCGGGCAGAGAAUAUCUCUUCCGCAAGACUAUGUGAUACAGCAACAGGGCGCCCCUCAGCCAGCCCACGGACGGGAACUGAGCCGGGGAAGUAGUGAUUGGAGCGCGACGACCGCGUUUUCGAAUUUGUCGCUUGAUGACGGCGCGACUCCAGCGCACGACGUUGAAAAGGAGGAUGUUCAAGCCGUUGAAAGCGCCCCUUGUGCUCAACCUCCAGCUUCGGAAAGCACCGGAGGAUUCGAUUAUCCCCCGUACCCCGUGCAGCAAGGAGCAGUCCAUCAAGGCCAUCAGCUUAUACCAUGGGCCCACAGCGGCCAGCAAAAUAGUCUCUUGCAGUUCGCGGAAUUUCCGCGGCCGAUGCAAUAUCACCCACUCAGCCCCUACCAACACUACGGUCCACUCCCGGUUUCGCCUGGAUCCACGGGACAUAGCCAGUAUGAAGCGCAGCAAAAUACGCAAGGUCCUUGGGCACCGCAGAUCGGCAAAUCCGUUCCGUAUCACCAACGAGGGGCCAUUCUGGGGCACUCCACACCUGUGCAGAGCCCUGUGCAGAGCCCUUUUCAAAGCCCCUUCCAGAGCCCGCUACACCCAAGAUCGCCCGAACCAUCCAACGAGCCAAUAUUGCAGGAAGUGGCCCGAAAUGUUGAAAAAGAGCCCAAAGAAGAGGUCAUACCGGGCGUUAGGCCACAUAGGAAGCUCUUCGGUAGUGCCGGCUAUGUCGAGAAGCUUGAUCCCAACUUCCAUGUCCGCUACCCGGGCUACGAAUUUUUCAAAGUCGGGGUCGUCUUUAGAAUCCUCUGGCCAGAGCUAGCUGGUGACGCCAACGAUAAUACAACCAUCGUGACCACGAGAUUCCAAGAGAGAAUGUCCUGCAAGAUCCGAUGGUUUGUUGUGGUCCGGGAAGGCCACAACUGCUGCACAUGUCUGUACGCCGAUCCAGACAUAUGGAAGAAGGGGCGUGACCGAGACCAAGGUGAAAAGCCAGCACGCCAUAAUCUACACUGGCUCAGAAGCACCGCAACCAUUACCUGCAGAGCGCCCUAGCUAUGUAAACGAAUUGCCAAUGGGUGAGCCUAUCCAGGUAGUUGCAAACAAGCCGUGGAAGGGUUUGGACCCCCUGUCGCGAGUGAAUUUCGCCAAGGUGUAUACCGUGGAGCACAACGUCAAAGUGGAGGACUUUGGACAGGUUCAUCCUGACGACGAAUGGAAGUUCAUCUUCCAGUUCAACUUCCAUUGGGGGAUCCGAGGAAACAAUGCUCUAUCUCCUACGACCCGGUAUUCUUACUCCGGAACCACAUCACAAACAUCAUCAGCUCCAAAUGUCUUGACUGCUGG